AAAACUCAAAACAGACCCCAGACACAACAGAAGCUGCCUGACUGCACACUCGUCUUUAUUUUUACUAUUUCACUCACCUGAGAAACUACAUGUUACUGUAUGAUAUUUGCAGAUCAAGCCGACUUAGCUCAAAGCCUUCUACCUAAAGAACAGAAAAAUAGUGUAAAUCUGCAGUGGGACAAUGAGUAGCUCAAGAGUUCUUCACCCCCAUCCUGUGGCGAAACCAGACAAACUGUCAGUGAACUCGGGUCAGCACCAGCCUCUUCAUCAGCCAACGGUCAUGGCUCCUCUGAAACUAACGCAGCGACUUUAUCCACCAAACGACUAUCCUGGGAGAAGAACCAGCCUUCGCUUUGCACAUCUGUCCUCCUCUCCACCCUCAUCAUAUGUUCCUACAACUCCCCGGAGCUGUUUUCGCAAGUACAGCUUCAGCGCGCACAAGAAACGUGUGGUAUUUGCAGAUGAGGUGGGACGGGCACUGACUGUUGAGCAUGUAUUUACCCCUGAACCCCCAUCCCCACCCCCUACUCCAGCAACAAAUCCCUGUCCACGCCAUUUGGAAGGCCAACAAAAUCCUGCAAAUAGAAAUGGAUCGCUUACGCCCAAGUUUCGCCUGGGUUUCCCUCAGCCUACAAAGGACUCUGACGCAUUUAUUGCUCGUCUGAAAGAGAAAUGUGUACAAAUGAAGAGCUGCAGCAUUUCAGACAACACUUUGAUAGGUGAAGUGUGUGUUUUCCAUAGUUGCCCAAAAAACACUGUAAAUAUGAAAAUGACUUUUGAUUCAUGGAUCACCUUCAAAGACAUUCCCUGUAAAUUCCUGGAGCAGAGGCGAGUCAAUGGCCUUGAUGUAGAUGUGUUUUUCUUUGAAGCAUGCUUGCCUCAAAUUACAGACAAAAUAGAGUGGAUCGAGUUCUGCUUCACAUCCAGCCCAGGGCUCAGCUCUGUGCUUCACGGGGAUGACAACAGGGGACAGAAUUACAAAGUGGUGAGGGAAAAAGGUGAAUCAUGUCCUGGCAAAGACUACACAAAGCAGUUUUACCCCUCACUUUCAAAGUACCAGCCACCUGUUUAUUCACAGUUUUCUUCUUAUCUCCAAAACUGUGAGAAGCUGACAUACUUCAACAGUCAUCUGCUAAGCAAUGGAUUUAAGUCUGCACUCCGCGAACCACUAUGUUGGAUGGCGUAAAACACCCAGUGUAGUGUUAUGUCAGCACAAAUAUGAUUCUGGAUACAGAAUACCCUACUGUAAUGUGAAUACUGUAUUAAAUUAUUAAAUUAUUAUUUUUUUUUA
This is a messenger RNA of Xiphophorus maculatus (southern platyfish), 1291 nucleotides long. Its product is annotated as protein phosphatase 1 regulatory subunit 3B-like. Gene Ontology annotation, cellular component: protein phosphatase type 1 complex. The record is from RefSeq and is a predicted model, not a curated record. Gene Ontology annotation, biological process: regulation of glycogen biosynthetic process. Bases 182 to 1186 code for a protein of 334 amino acids. Gene Ontology annotation, molecular function: glycogen binding; protein phosphatase 1 binding. The transcript is spliced from 3 exons. NCBI's taxonomy places the organism in Eukaryota, Metazoa, Chordata, Actinopteri, Cyprinodontiformes, Poeciliidae.